AUGGCAGAGCAGAGCAGCCGCGAUGUGGUAGAUCAGACCCUGUCGGGCGGCGAGCCUUCGCCUUCCGACGUUCCUGCGAGCACCAACGACAAACCAUCUGCUGGAGGGGACGUGGGGAAGACCGAACAUAUCGCAAUGAACACUACAUCUAACGACGAAACCCCAAAUGGCCAUGGAACAACAAACACGUUUGAUUCACAGGGAGAAGGAACAAGCAGUGACAAGGAUACCGGAAGCCGUACAACGGGCACUGGACUUGUUGCGACCAGGGUGCUUGAGCUCAACGGAUUGGCCUCGGCUUCAGAUGGCGGAGGCGACGACACAGCGUCACAAGGCGGUUCAGAAUCGGAUGCGAGUCGAACGGAUAGCAGGAAUCACACGCGCAAUGGCUCUGUUAAAAAGCCAAGCUCGUUCAAGCCAGUCUCCUUUGCGAAGCAGAAAUUCUCAGUGCCCAAGGUUCCAGGUGCUCCUGCACCCCCGAAGGCGCCGGAGAAAACCCCAUCUACAUCCACAACACCGUUAGGUACCCCACAGCCAAGCUCCCGCCCGCGCUUGGUCGCAAAGACCACACUCGGAAUGCGUGAUUCGCUUUCCAAGAAUGGAGCUGGUGGAGCCAACUCGAGCGGAUCAGGGCCCGAUCCAAAUCAGGUCUGGAAUAAGAACCGGCCUGUUGCGCCUCCACCCCCAAAGCAUUUGACCGACGAAGAGUUGAAGCAGCAAUAUGGAAUUCAUAUGACUUCUCGCAUUCAGGAAGAUGGAGCUGUGACCUCAGAAGCCAAGUGGGCGGAUAUUGACGACGACGAGGAUGAUUGGGCCCCCGAGACGAUUGAGUGGACGGAUGGAACCAAGGUCAAUCUAACGCAUGGUCAUGCCGAUCCUCCACCAGUUCCAAGUCAACCGGUGCAAAGCCUACCAGAGCCUAAAGAAGCCCCCAAGGAGACACAGGCACAGGCACAGGCACCCAAAGAAGCUCCUGUUGCGCCAAAGGUCCAAGCUGCGCCGAAGCUCACAACUUCUGUUGGGCCCAACCCGACCAUCCUGAAACUUGGAGCGAACGCAGAACGCCAGGCGAGGACUGCAGGUGCAUCCUUGAAGGGCGCGAAUGACAAGGUUCCUUCUAGCUCCACAAGCCCAGCACCACCAUCCAAAUCUCCAUGGGCCCCUCUGCCUCCUGUCGAGAGGGUAUCUCCAGUCAAUGGCCCGAUGGCACCUCCUCAGCAACAACGCAUGCCCGUGAGGCAUCACCCCAACAGGGACGAUGGUCUCCAUGCACCGCCAAAGGAGAUUGCCGCUGAUGACUUCAACCGUACAUGGAAAGAAUUCCAAUCUGGGGCCCCUCGGGAGCUUUUCAAUUCGCGGUCUGGUCAAUACGAACCGGUGGCAGAGACCAGGAGGCCUUCAUGGCGCCAUGACCAGCACCCGCAUCCCCGCGCUCCUGCCGUAUUACAGAGAGCUAAUGAUCACCCAAGCGGACCAGCGGAGCCAUCCGCUGCUUUCCAGACGCACAGGUCAAGCCACCAGGACGGCAUGGGCUGGGGCGGUCGUCGUCGUACCUCGUCGAAUGUGAGCGGUGGCAGCGGAGGCUUCGGUCGUAGAAUGUCUUUCGGUCGACAUGAUGCACCACCAAGAAUGAACGACGGCCGAAGGGGCUCUCAAACAAUAAUUGAUCCGGCGUUGAUGGGUCCCGAGCAGCACCACCACCAGUACCACCACCAGUACCACGGCAAAGAGGAGAUUUCUCACCCGCCAGGACCAAAUGGGACGACUGUACGGUCUGCCGAUCAGGUUCCUGUGGAGGCGCCUCCAGAGACACAGCCAGCGGUUCCUCCCCCAGAGGAUCCUGUUGUUUUGCAAGAGCGUAUCAUGAAGGAGAAGCGUCUAGAGGCGAGACAACGCAGGAUUGAGCAAGAGGAGAAAGAAGAAGCUGCUAAGAAAGAGCGGAUUAGACAGCGACUUGAGGCGAUGGGACCUGCGCCAGAGAAAAAAGCCCCAGAGUCACGUACUCCUCCUGCCCCUCCAUCCCAACUUUCACCUCAACCUCACUCUCAUCCUCACCCUCACUCUUCUCCUCUCACUUCGCACCAAUCCACUCACCCCAUUUCACCUCCACCCAAACCUCCCGUCCCAGAGCCAACAGGUGCACCAAAGCAGUAUGGUAUGAUGAAAGUGCAUCAUCCAGACUCUGUCAAGAAACUUGUUGGUGCUCACGACCGGCCCUCUGACGGCCACAAACAUUUCACUCGACGUGUCUCUUCUCCCAACCAGGAAACCCCCACUCCACGCGAACCACUUGCACCCAACUCCCCUGUCAAGUCAAACGGUCAACCUGAAGAAAGGUGGCAACAAAACAACUUGAAAGUGUCUACCUCGCCUUGGUCUCACCCAAGCAUCACUACAACCUCCCCCACAGUCAAGAACCCGUGGAAACCCUUGGGUAGUGAUCGCACACCCACUCUCGGAAACGGCAUUUUCGACCAACCUCUUGGUUUCUCUUCCCGUGAGAAUUCUUUACGUCAGCUUGGAUUCGAUCAAGCAGCCAUGGCUAGUCCUCCCAACUUCGUUGCUGCUGCUCCGGAGCAAGCUGCCUGUCUACCCUCACCCGAGGCACGUCACACCUCAUUUGACCCGUUGCAUCCCAUCGGUCGUCCCGGUCCCAUCGGACCACCGAACGCACAGCAGCCUCGUGCAGUGGAUGCCUGGAACUCCUUCGCAGAAAAUGCAGGCGAAAGUGAACGCCAGGACCAGAAGAAUUUCAUGGAGCAUUUCCACAAGACGCAUCAGAAGGGCGAGCAUGUUACGGCCCCAUCUACCUUCAAUGAAACCUGGAAACAGAUCAAAUCCAACGACCAAGGCCGACGUGUCGUCAGCUCAGUCACUCGCACGGUUGUGAGCAAAAAGGAGGAAGCAACUUCCGAGCCGGGCGUGCAGCCGCUGUCUAACCCGUUGACUGUCGCUGCUCCUGUGGAUGGGCUCCCAUCAUCUGAUCUCAAUCGUUCUGGUCCUCCGCCUGCUCGCAGCUCCCGGUUCUUCCCCUCUGCCACCGAGCAGCAGCCCAAGCGCCAGGUCGUCGAGAGGGAGCGCAGUGGCAGCCCUUCACCUCCUCCCCCUGAGGAGGUUUCAAGCCACCCGGUCUACUUUGGGGAUUCGAGCCGCCCUCACGUGCAUCUCCCUAUUCCCAAGCCCGUCGUGAAGCUUCCACCAAAGGUCGUGAGCGCCCCGGCGCCUCCGCCCACGUUCGCUUCCAUGGCAGCCGCUCCUCCCCGCAACGCGAUGCCUCGAACUUCGACCGCCAUCUCGUGGCAAGAAAAGAUCAACAGUCUCUUCAAAUCCGAACCCAACAAGAACGUGCUCGCUGUGACUCCCGCUACUAAGGAAGCCUUGUCAGUUCACACUGCUGCGGUAUCCGUCUCGAUCCCUCGAACUAAGCUUGGAUCACAGAAAGGAGACGGUGAUAUUGCGGUUGAACAAGUUGAAAGACAGGAUGAAAUGUUUGAAGAUCGCGAGCCAGGCUCCUUGCCUGCUGUCCGUGUUCCCACCAUGGCACCCCCCAAUUCAUGGGGACCACUUCCUCCCUUGCGACAACUUCGUAAGAACAUCAGGCAGGUCUACUCUCAGAGCAUUGCGGCGUUCGUGGUUGGACAGACUGAUCGUGAUAACCAUGGCAAUAUGCGAGCCACAGUCCUCCUUCCAGGGGGUAUUGAGCCUGUGGUGUUCCUCGUUCCACGCAAGCCUGGCCCACAUCGACCCCGCAACAAUAACAACAACCGACCUCGCAAGGGCAAUAGCAAGCCUGGGGAGGCACCUAGGACCAAAUUCGAGAAGCCUACCUCCAACACAGGAUCACGACAACAGUCCAGCAAGCCGAGCUGGGGACCUACUUCACAUUAA
Messenger RNA from Penicillium salamii, 3888 nucleotides. The record is from the annotation of a GenBank genome assembly. NCBI's taxonomy places the organism in Eukaryota, Fungi, Ascomycota, Eurotiomycetes, Eurotiales, Aspergillaceae.